AUGAACAAGACCGCGUCGCCCGACCCUGCGCAACCCACCAACGAGGUCAUCGACUCCCAACGCGACGAACAAACCGCAACUGUACCUCAAUAUGAUACCGAUCCGCCCUCAUCACCUCUUGAAUCCCUCGGAUCCGACGAUUUCGAAGGCCAACUGACCCCCAACGGCAACGACUUCAUCGGCCUACCCCUCCGCUCACCAUCACCUACAUCACCACUAUCUCCGUCAACACCCUCGCCCUCGCCUCCCCCUCCCGUGCCCUCCUCCGACAUCGAUGAUGAACGCCCUUCGAAACGACGUCGCGUCUCCACGCCAUCUGCGCCUGGGUCUGGCCAGAAAAAGAAACAAAUCUCCCCGCCAUGGAAGAAGAUCACCGCCGAGGGUCCGACCUCUUUCAUCGAUAAUGGCAGACGCAAGUCUGGUCGAAUCAACACCAUUCCCCUCGAAUUUCAUCCGCCAUCCGGCAAGCGAAUGACGAGAGGAGCUCUUCACAGCAGCCCACCCUCCAAGAACAAGUAUGCUUCUACCAACGGCCACGCCGCAACGCCCACCCCAAACGGAACUUCCAAGUCCAAGACUCCCUCGCGAAAACCAUCAGUAGCAAAGCCCGCACCACCUCCGCCCAAGACCUCCAACCGAAAGUCGACUGCGAACGAGACCAAGUCUACCUCCCGAUCCACGCGCAAGCGAAGCCCUUCCCCAUCUGCUCAACCAACUAGGCAGUCAACGCGGACAAGGCGGGGCCGUCGCAGCUCCAUCGACGAUGAGGUAGCGAGAACUUCGGCGGGUAGCCCGAACCGUACGCGGAUUAAGUUACGUGUGCGCGCGACCGAGCUACCCGUUGUACAUCCGGGACAAGUCAGCAAAAGGCUAAGAAUUGGCCCCAACUUUGAAGAGUACUGGGAAAAGGCGCAGGCAAUACCCGUUGAAGAUGGUGGCAUGUACGUCCCAGAGGAGGGGCCUAGCUACACUGAUGAGAUGGCUCAGAAGGAUGCUCAGAUUGUCUUGCGCAUUGAAGAGGCCGUGGAGCCUGACGGUAUCCUUUCACAAGAGCGCUGCACCCUGUUUGUUCCCGAGGCGGAAGAGGAACCACCACGCCAAUGGGCCCAUGCAGACCACAUGGCCAAGGCUGUUACCAACUUCCGCAAGCUAAUGGUAGCAGAGCAGCAAAGACAUCGGGCGCAGGCCAAGAGGAUUGCCGAAGCUUGCAAGGACGCCUGGCUCCGGCGCCAACCAAAGUCAGCAGAAGAACUCGAGGCCGAGACGCGCUUUGUGUGGAUCGGGCGAUACAGAGUUGUUGUCAAAAGCAUGUUUGGAACCUGGGAGAAUGUUCGGUACGAGAUUAAUCGGCGGAGAAUUCAAGAAUGGGAAGCGGAGGAGCAGCGCCGGGUUAAAGCUGCGCUUCAGGAGGCAGUCAAUCUGUCAGAGCAGAAGCUGCAGGCAAGAAGAACACAGGCGGACUCAGACAUAUCCGACGAAGAUGACCUCGACGAUGACGACAAUGACGAGGACCUUGACGACCUCGACAGCGACCUCGAAAAUAGCCAAUCAAUGUCGGUAGACGCGGAUGAUGAUGACUCCGGCAAUGACGACGACGAUGUCAUGUCAUCUUCAGAAGAGGAGGAAGCAGGCGAAGAUCACACUGGCGAUGCUGGUGACGAGAAGCUCACUAUGGAACAGCUUCGUGCCAAAUACGCCAACCUACCGGAACUUCCUCCCGACGAGCAAGCCGAAAAGAAGCUUCCUCAUGGCGUUGAGUCCGAGGCAGACUCAAAAGUUGUGGCAACCAGCCCCGGAGAAGAGACCAGCGAUGAGUCCGUCGACAUGGAUGACGACAUGGGAUCCACCGACAUGGACGACAGCGAUGACGGCUCUGGUGCGGAUGAAGAGUCUGAAGAGGAAGACGGAGACGAGGAGCCCUCUGGGUUGUUGGGUAUGCUCUUUGGGAAAUCCGAGUUGAAGAAGAUCAAGGAUGAAGUGCCACCUGAUGACAAGGAGCCACGUGAAAGCACUGCAGCCUUGGUGGCUGAUGGUGCAUCCCCACAAGCAGAGGCAUCAUCGAACUUUAGGGGCGAGAUGGUGGAGGAUGAAGAUGACGAUGAAGUGUCUCUGAUUCAACAUCCCGGUAUCUUCUUGGACGGUGAUGAGAUGGAGAUUGACACAGAAGUACAAGCUACUGUGGCACCAGGCGCUGGCGACCAGGGUGAUGGUGCCGAAAUUGCAGCCUUCGAGAAGGAGCCCACCAUACCCCUACAGUCGCUCAAGUCGGAUGAGGCCUUGGUCAAUGGCAUGGACAAGGAACCGACAGUCACGAGUGUAGAAGCCACCACCAACGGGAUACCAGAGGCAAUGGAAUCUGCUGAUACGGAAAUGCAAGACGCGCCAUCGAAAAAACCAGAGGCGUCAAUACCCCCAGCGCCAUCUACGACUGCUAUGGUCCCAACGAAACAUAUCACCCCUGAUACCGAUAUCGUUACCGUCCCGCCAAGUCGAGAACAAAGUCAUUCGCCCCCUACGUCCGACACAAAGCCUUCAGAUAUUGACACAAUGUCUUUGGCAACCCCAGGGGCAAAGGAUAUUGUCAGUCGGUCAGCUUCACCAACACCCAAUUCACAACAGACGCAAAUCCCGUUUUUACUUCGCGGUACUCUGCGUGAAUAUCAGCAUCAUGGACUGGACUGGCUAGCGGGACUGUAUGCCAACAACACCAACGGCAUUCUUGCAGAUGAGAUGGGUCUUGGCAAAACCAUCCAGACCAUUUCCCUACUCGCUCAUCUUGCUUGUCACCAUGAGGUUUGGGGACCGCAUCUGGUGAUUGUACCAACGAGUGUCAUGCUCAACUGGGAGAUGGAGUUCAAGAAAUGGUGUCCUGGUUUCAAGAUUCUCUCUUACUACGGCACUCAAGAGGAGAGGAAACGCAAGCGGCAGGGAUGGAACAAUGAUGACGUAUGGAACGUCUGCAUCACAUCUUACCAGCUUGUCAUCCAGGACCAACAGGUCUUCAAACGCCGGAGGUGGCACUACAUGAUCCUCGACGAGGCUCACAACAUCAAGAACUUCAAAUCCCAGCGGUGGCAGACGCUACUUGGUUUCAAUACUCGGGCAAGGCUUCUACUUACAGGCACUCCACUUCAAAAUAACCUCACCGAGUUGUGGUCGCUGCUGUUCUUCCUUAUGCCAGCCGAAAAUGGUGUGGGUGGAUUCGCAGACUUGCAAGAGUUCCACGAUUGGUUUCACAAGCCAGAGUCUCAAAUCCUGGAAAACGGCCGCGAGACGAUGGACGAGGAAGCGCGAGCGAUCAUUUCCAAGUUGCACAAGGUCUUGCGACCGUAUCUACUACGAAGACUCAAGGCCGACGUCGAAAAGCAAAUGCCGGCCAAGUACGAGCACGUCGAGUUCUGUCGCCUGUCGAAGCGUCAACGCGAAUUGUACGAUGGCUUCUUGGCUCGCACAGACACCCGGGAGACGUUGUCCUCUGGCAAUUACCUUUCCAUCAUCAACUGUCUGAUGCAGUUGCGGAAAGUCUGCAACCAUCCCGAUCUUUUCGUGGACCGCCCCAUCAUGACUUCCUUUAGAAUGCAGAAAUCUGUUCCAGCAGAAUACCAGGUGACCGACCAGUUCCUACACCGAUCUUUACUUGCAGUAGAGCCAAUGUCUAUUGUUAGCCUGGGUGUUCUCAACAUGAUUCCUACGCAGCACGAGAACAUGUCCAACACGACAGCGGAGCGUAUUUCGCAGCUCAGCCUUCACAGGGUCCUGAUGGAACUAAGAGAGGCACAGAACACCAGAGCCCAUCUAGCUCGUACAAACCUCGACCCUUCCACAGUUGAGUCGAACAUUAUGUAUCUGGAUAGCCUGGCUCGCUGGCGCCGCUUCGAGGAAUUGCAGCACAGCGUGUACCUGAAUGCUCUCCGUGGCCAACGUCGGCCCAUCUAUGGCAAGCGCUUGAUUGAUUUCUUGACGCUCGGAUUAGACGGUAGACCCCGGAAACCCAAGCCAAGAGUUCCUAACCAGAUCUUGAAUUGGUUUGCGGAGGAUUCCGACUUCCUCCGUGCCGUUAUCCGCCCAGCUGACGAACGAGCCGAUGCCAUGCAGACGAUCAUCCAAAAGUUCACAUGCGUCACUCCCGCCGUCAUCACUCGCGACAUGAACGAGGUGAUACUGGGAAGAAAGGCGGCUCAGGCCUUUACGGACGAGGACCUCAAACUCUCAGCCCCCGUCCGGUGGGCUCCUUUCAUGCCCAAGCAGCCACCCAUUGACCCAUGGCACGAGUCUCGCAUGCGUCACAGUAUCCAGUUCCCAGACAAGCGACUGUUGCAAUACGACUGUGGAAAGCUUCAAGCUUUGGACAAGCUUCUUCGCAAGCUUCAAGCCGGCGGCCAUCGUGCCUUGAUCUUUACACAAAUGACCAAGGUCCUGGAUAUCCUUGAGCAGUUCCUCAAUAUCCACGGCCACAAGUACCUUCGACUUGAUGGACAAACAAAGAUUGAGCAGCGGCAGAUCCUCACGGACAGGUUCAACCAUGACCCACGCAUCUUGUGUUUCAUCUUGUCUACACGUUCCGGUGGAUUGGGCAUCAACCUUACUGGGGCUGAUACCGUCAUCUUCUACGACCAAGACUGGAACCCAGCCAUGGACAAGCAAUGCCAGGAUCGAUGCCAUCGAAUCGGUCAAACACGAGAUGUACACAUCUACCGACUCGUCAGCGAGCACACGAUUGAAGCCAACAUUCUUCGUAAAGCGUCGCAGAAGCAGAUGCUGGACGACGUGGUCAUUCAGGAGGGUAGUUUCACCACGGACUACUUCAACAAACUUUCCGUGCGGGAUGUCCUUGGCACUGAAGGGACCGACCUUGUCGAUGAUGCCGCUAACGCCGCCAUGGACCGCCUUCUGGGUGGAGGAGACAGUGGACCGUCGAGAACCGUGGCCGAGGACCUUAAGCAGGCCGAAGACCAGGAAGACGUGGAAGCCGCCAAGGCAGCCGAGAGGGAAAUACAAGACGAUGACGCCGAGUUCAACGAGAAGAGUGGCGCACCUUCUGGCGCCUCUAGCACCCGCCAAGGCACGCCGCGAGAGGACGUUGCCGGCCAGCCAGGCGGCGGCCCCGGACCCUCUGGCCUAGGCCGAUUCUCUGAAUCCGUCGCCCCGGAUGAGACGGUAGAGAUUGAACACAACGCGUGGGGCGAGAGAAUAUAUAAUGUGGACGAGUACAUGCUCCGGACGAUGUCGGAGCAGCUCAAGGGCACGGCGCUAGACCUGCCCAAGGAUAAAAAGAAGAGUAAAAAGAAGGGUCGCGACACACGGAAGCGGUAG
This is a messenger RNA of Colletotrichum fioriniae, 5313 nucleotides long. It is a transcript of the gene SWR1, whose product is annotated as swr1 complex component. Lineage: Eukaryota; Fungi; Ascomycota; Sordariomycetes; Glomerellales; Glomerellaceae. Gene Ontology annotation, cellular component: Swr1 complex. Gene Ontology annotation, biological process: chromatin remodeling. The record is from RefSeq and is a predicted model, not a curated record. Gene Ontology annotation, molecular function: histone binding; ATP-dependent chromatin remodeler activity; ATP hydrolysis activity.